This is a messenger RNA of Magallana angulata, 1364 nucleotides long. RefSeq lists its product as uncharacterized. The transcript has 2 exons. Lineage: Eukaryota; Metazoa; Mollusca; Bivalvia; Ostreida; Ostreidae. Bases 118 to 612 code for a protein of 164 amino acids. The record is from RefSeq and is a predicted model, not a curated record. Gene Ontology annotation, biological process: signal transduction.
UUAUUUUUCUUAUCAUUUCUUAACUAUAUUUAUAUUGUGGAGGGCGUACAAAGGGAAAACUCGAAUGAUUAAAGCAUAACAUAAAGAGUUUUGGACAAUUAACAACUGUCGUGCAAAAUGCAGAAAACUUCCAGGGAAACAGGUAUGGACAAACAGAUACAACCUUCAGUACCCGAUUAUCCAGCUGAAAGAGAGAUUGAUUACGACAUUGCGAUAAUCUAUGACAAAGAAGACUUUCAAGAUGUUUUGGAAUUCAAGGAACACCUUGUAACCGAUGUUCUAGAAUCAAAAGAUAAACAAAACAUUUCAGUUGUAUCAUUUGACACGACAAUGAUGAAGAACAUUAGGGAAGCUCUAACAAAGUCCAGAUUUGCUUUUCUAUUCCUCACUAGAUCCUUUUGUGAAGAGUCCUGGCCUAGACUGUCUCAAGAGAGUGUUGUAAGAAAUGUGUUGUACGGGGAUGAGAGUGGGUGUAUAAUUGUACCUAUCUUUACCGUGAAUAGAAGUGAGUCAACAUUCAAGAUUCCUUUAGGCCUCAACGUCUUAAAAGGACUCCGAUACUGUGAUAGAGACCAAUUUUAUACAGCAUCUGUUAUCAAACUUCUGUUUUAAUUAAAUUUUUCAACAGAUAAUACUUUUUAACAACCGCAGCCGAGUUGAUGAAAUGUAGCUAAGAGUGUAUGCAUUUCCUUUAUAAAUUUCCUAAAUACGUCAAAUACUAGUACAUGUACUUUGUAGAUUGUUACUUGCACUAUUAAAUCAAUCAUUCUGUGCAUGUUUGUUAUAUAAAUCUUCAUCUGUAAUAUGUAUGUACAACUUACUACACAAAAGUCAGAGCAUUCGCAUGACACUCAUUUUUCAUAUAUUACGCUGUUGAAAACUUGAAAACUAAUGUUUGUGUUAUUUUUAGUAUUAAAAUGUUUAUAAUUAUUCAAUCUUCCUAGAAUGAUGUAAAUGUUUUUGUUUAUAAAUGAAUAAAAAGUGUAAGUCUGAUAUUGGAUCUUAAUAUUGAUAUAUUAUUUAAAGGAUGUUUAGAUUCAUAAGAUCCGGCGUAGAAAGGGGGGAUUCUGAAUCCGACCAUUCGAUUGAAAUCAUAAAUUGACUAUUUUGAAAAGUGCUUGUAGAGCUCUGAUAAUGUACUCUCAGUUUCUGUUCCAGGAAGCUUCAAAACUUUUUUGUACCCUCAUAAUGUUGAAACAACUUUAUAGAUAAGCUAUUCACAACAUUUAAGGAAAAUUUGACGUAAGCAAUCAACAAUCCUUAAUGUUUCAGAUAAACAUUUAUUUGUUUGUUUUUUUUUAAGUUAACAUUUUCUGUUAUAUUUUUUGAAAAUUUCUGGGUUUUUUUUUUUUACACAAUUUUGU